AUGGACCGACUGAAGGCUAAAAGAGGAGCACGACGUGCCCAGGUAACCAAGCUGGUGGAUGAGGUCAACGAGCGUCGACAGGACCUAAGCACAAGCAAGGCGAUCUUGAAUGGACUUCUUGCACGGCUGGAAUCGAGUGGUAGAGACCUUCGCAAAGUGAACGAAGAGACUGAGCCGCUGAUCAGGGAGGACGAUCUUCUGUUGGAAUAUGAGGCUGUCUUCAGGUAUGAAGAGUCAGCGGCAAAUGCAAUUGCAGAACUCCGAACCCGGAUUGCUGACAUAGAACUAAAUGACCGACGUACAAAUGCAACUCCUACGGUGAAGCCAUCGGCAGCGCAGACCAAGCAUCAGGCCCAAGUAGGAAUAAAGCUCCCGAAACUGCAGCUCAUGACCUUUGCAGGUGAGCUUACGCAGUGGCAACCGUUUUGGGAGCAGUUUAGAACGGCCGUGCAUGAAAAUCGUCGUCUUAACAAGACAGAGAAAUUCCAGUAUUUGAGCACAUCGCUGAAAGGCCGAGCAGCAGCAGCCAUCCGCGGUUUACAGGCCACGGAAUCCUGUUACGACGACGCGAUCGAGAUUCUGUCGCAGCGAUUUGGGGAUACGACGCAGAUCGAGCGAGAGUACCUGUCAAGAUUGCGUAGUCUACCAGCAGUGAGGUCUUCAAGGGAUGUUGCAGGCCUACGUUCUUUGUACAACUAUGUUCAAGCCAACGUAAGAUGCCUGAAGUCACUCGGAGUUUCCACCAACAGCUUCGCCUCCAUGAUGGUGGAUAUUCUCCUUUCGGCUAUUCCACCCGAGAUGGUAGUGGAGUACCAUCGAACGGCAAAUUACGGAGCGCUUCGGACCGCAAGCAACGACACAUAUGAACACGGGUCGCUUUCGCCUUCCACAGAGGCAAGGGCUGCCAGUGGCCCAGGAACGACCGAUGAGCUUUCAAAGGUGCUCAACUUCAUUCGCAUUGAAUUGGAAAGUUUGGAGCGAGCUGGAUUGAAAGACAGCAGGAUGACCCAUGUGGCCCAAAGCACAAAUAGGACGUGGAAGAGAAGCGUUCCGACCGGAGCAAUCCUACAAGCUGCUGUAAAAGCAGUACCUAACUGUUUCUUCUGCUCAUCAAGCGAUCACAGCACAGCGGAAUGCGACGCCAGCCUACCCCUGACAGAGAAGCUAAAAAUACUGUCGAAGGCAAGUCGAUGCUUCCGAUGCACAAAGAGGGGUCAUCGCUCGAAAGAAUGUCGUGCCAAUGUGACUUGUAGUCAUUGCAAGAAGAGACACGCAUCCGUUGUGUGCGAUCCCUCGAAACUACAAACUAAGGGCAUCGACUCCGUUCCACUGACCAAUCUGAUGACAGUCAGCACCCACCGGACACAGCAUCAAGAACCCGACAUACUGCUCCAAACUGUCAGGAUUUGGGUGUCAUCGGGUACAGCCUGCACGCAACUUCGAGGCAUCAUAGAUGGCGGCAGUCAGGGGACUUUCGUCAGAGAUGACGUCGCCAAGAAACUGAACUUGAAAGUGGUGGGGGAGAGCAGGCUGCACUUGAACACGUUCGCAAGUGAUACUUCUACCAGGAAGACACACCAGGGCAAGGUCGUCGAGCUACGGUUAAGGAGCCAGUACCACCCGGCAGAACAUGUAAUUCACGCAACGACGAUUCCUUUUAUCUGUAAGGACCUUGCCGAGAUUCCGUCCAAUCAAGAGUUCGUAGCAUCCUUACGUCGCCAACGAGAGUAUAUAGGGGACGACAUGUUGUACCCAAACUUGCAAUGCGAAAAUGGCAUUCCCUUACUGAUUGGGAGCGACGAAAUGUGGAAGUUGCUCACAGGACAAGUGAAAAGGUACCCAGGCGACGAAAGGUUGGUCGCGAUUGGAACGGUUUUCGGGUGGACCUUUCAAGGGCCGUCGCCUUCCGUAAGAAGCUACACGGACAAUUCAACCACAGCCGUCUGCGUCUUGAAGAUCGGAGUAGCAACGGAGCAAGAACCGGAUAUCCUAGAGAAGUUCUGGAAAUUGGAGUGCAUAGGUAUCUCGGAAGAGACGACGUCCAACAAAGAGUACGACGCAGGGGUACUACAGGAUUUUCAACAGAACCUUCGUUUCGUAGACGGCCGUUAUGAGGUAGCGUUGCCAUGGAAGCCAGAUGCCGAGUUUGAAGAUAAUUUUGGAACAGCUCGCAAGCGACUGCAGAGCCUCACCCGGCGACUGCUACGAGACGAUAGCAUGCAGGAGUACGACGAAGUUAUAAGAGCAUACCUGCAAAACGGCCAUGCUGAAAAGGUCACGACUGAGACACUGAGCUCUGGUAGGGUCUUCUACAUGCCACACAGGGCAGUAAGUGAGUCGACCACGACAAAGGUUCGAGUGGUUUUUGAUGCUUCCUCACACGCGGUAGGAGCGACCUCUCUCAACGACCACUUAGAAAAGGGGCCGAAGUUAACACCUGACCUUGUACACAUCUUACUGCGUUUUCGGAUGUACAGAGUGGCAAUCACUGCGGACAUUCAGAAGGCGUCCCUUCAAAUUGGAAUUCGCGAGGCCGACCGGGACGCACUUCGGUUCUUGUGGUUGGCGGAGUCACCCACGCCAGGCUCCAUGCUGCCCGACUUCGAGUGCUGGCGAAUGACGCGAGUUCCGUUCGGGACUAGUGCGAGUCCUUUCCUGCUGAAUGCCACCCUGCGGCAUCACCUAACAUCAGUAGAGGGUCCGGACAAGGACCUUGCCUAUGACUUGAGCAACUCCUUUUACGUCGACGACCUGCUGAUCGGAACAGACACAGUAAACGAAGGAAAGCAGUUAAUCACUAAGACUCAAGAAAUUCUGCACAAGGCGGUAUGA
Ornithodoros turicata is the source of this 2832-nucleotide messenger RNA. RefSeq lists its product as uncharacterized. Lineage: Eukaryota; Metazoa; Arthropoda; Arachnida; Ixodida; Argasidae. Bases 1 to 2832 code for a protein of 943 amino acids. The record is from RefSeq and is a predicted model, not a curated record. Gene Ontology annotation, molecular function: nucleic acid binding; zinc ion binding. The transcript has a single exon.